AUAUUUAGUUUAAUAUACGUUAUUAGUGUAAAUCUGGUUUCUAAAAUAGUCUACAGUUAAAAAAAAAUAAAAAAAUAAAUAAAAAGGGGACAAAGUUGUGGACUUUUCCAAUUGUAGCUUCAUAAUAAAAAAAUUAAAUUAAUUUAAAUAUAAUUGUUAAAAAUAUUAUUACAAAUAAAGUACUAAGUAAUUAAGAAAUAAACUGUCACUGUGAUUUCUUCACAGUAAACACAUGCAAGCGGUGGACAUCAGCCAUGUUCCUGUACGCAUAGCAUGGGUUUUGCGGUUUAUUCAGUCUCUGGGGUUUCAAACUGCUGUUAAUUUUUCUCCAAAAGAAGUUGUUAAUGGCCUAAACGAUGAGCGUAACGAUGGCUGAUGUUGAGAACGGUGAUCAGAGCUUGGACACUGUGAGUUUGCAGACAGUGGGCAGUCAUUUUGGAGAUGAUGAAGAAAGCUCUCUAGGCUCCGACUCCGAGCUCAAUGGCUUCCCAGGCUCCAGAGAGACGGACAAGUACGGCUUUAUCGGAGGAGCGCAGAAGUAUUCGGCCGAAUCGGCUCAGGACGUUCCCCCGGAGGUGUUGAGGCAGAGAGAGCUGAAAUGGUUAGAGAUGCUGAAGAACUGGGACAAAUGGAUCAACAAGAGAUUUAAGAAGGUGAGGCUACGAUGUCAGAAAGGAAUCCCUCCAUCGAUAAGAGGCAGAGCCUGGCUUUACCUGUCAGGAGGGAAAGUAAAGAAGGAGCGAAACAGCGAAAAAUUCAAGGAGCUGGACAGCAUGGAGGGUGAUCCAAAGUGGAUAGAUGUGAUCGAGAGAGAUUUACACAGACAGUUCCCUUUCCAUGAGAUGUUUGUAUCACGAGGAGGACACGGGCAGCAGGAUCUGUUUCGGGUGCUAAAAGCAUACACACUCUACAGUCCUGAUGAAGGUUACUGUCAGGCUCAGGCUCCUAUUGCUGCGGUGCUACUCAUGCACAUGCCUGCUGAGGAUGCAUUUUGGGGUCUUGUGCAGAUCUGUGAGAAAUACCUUCCCGGUUACUACAGUGCAGGCUUGGAGGCGGUUCAGCUGGACGGAGAGAUCCUGCAUGCGCUGUUGAAGCGAGUGUGUCCUGUGGCGUAUCGGCACCUGGACAAGCACAAGAUCGAGCCGGUGCUCUACAUGAUGGAGUGGUUCAUGUGCGCCUUCUCCAGGACUCUGCCCUGGGCCUCGGUCCUCCGAGUGUGGGACAUGUUCCUGUGUGACGGAGUGAAAAUUAUAUUCCGUGUGGGCUUGGUGUUGUUGAAGUCCAUGCUGGGAACUCGGGAUAAGCUCAAGGCCUGUCCGGGUCAGUAUGAGACCAUGGAGGUCCUCAGAGCGAUCGAGCCCAGAUACAUGCAGGAGGGCUUCUUAGUGCACCAGGUUCUGGAGUUGCAGGUAUCAGCACGGGACGUGGAACGCGAGCACCGAAGGCAGCUGAAGCGCUGGAAGAAGAAGCGUGGCGAGCCCGCCCGCAAACCCCCUCAAAGAAUGCACAGUGCUCGCGCCAUCAUGGCCACCGAGCCUCAUACAUACCAAGACCUCCGCCAGAAACCCACCAUCAUCGUCCAGUACCCGUCCAUCCCUGAGGAAAAGCCCGAGCCGAGCCUCAGGAAGAAGAGAGGGAGCCUGAAGAAAAACCAAGCCCUCAUUCCUAACCCCUACGCCCUACCUGACGAGUCUAAACUUACUCCGAUAUUGGAAAUACAGCCUCUGAAACAGGAAAAUCUAAAUCUUGUACUUCCAAAUCCACCGUCGCAUCCACCACGGCUCCCUACAAUGCAGGAAAAUCAGGUCAAAGAGAGGAGCACUUCUACCGUGCGACUCGUGCAGGCGUCCUCAAAUUCCUCCAUCGAUAAGAAACCGGCGGACUCUAUCCCUCUGCAACAUCUAUCCCUCCUAACUGCUCCUGUACACGAAUCACCUUCAGCGUGGCGUCCUCACCUGCUGGAAUGUCCUCCUGUCCAAUUCAGAGAACCUGACCAUGAUGAGCUCCCUAAUAAUACAGAAAACUCAGCCACCAUUUUGGAUCCAUCUACAGACUCCAGCCCUCUGCUUACGCCCAACGCACCUGCCCCCCACGACUCACCUGCUGCUUCAGAUUACAAAAACUCCAGACAGAGCAUUAACAGCUCAGAGGACACGUACUUGUAACUCGCUCACUGUCGCCACCUGGUGGUUUGGAGGAGCAGGGUGCUGCAGUGCUGGGAGAAAUAUUUACAUUAUUUUUACAUUCGGAAGCUAAUAUGAGUUAGAGCAGGGGUUCGGUUUUUGCGUAACCCACGUUGGUUCUUAACCUGUGACAAUUUACCCAUUUAUUCACUCUUAAACAAAUGAUUUGUCUUCAAAUCAAAUUUACACAAUUCACCCCAGAGGCAUCCAAGAUUUGUUUUGGUUUCUGGUUUUUGCUUCUUUAGUUUUGCACUUGAAAGUCAGAUACCAAACAUGCCUUGGCUGUAAGGAGGGGACGGGGAGGGGGUUUGCAAAUUUGCGAACUUAUAUUUAAUUCUCUACAGGAAGAAACUCCGAGAAGUCAAUUAAGGGUCAGUGGAGAGUCGGAGAAAAUCCCGGAAAAAUACUGUAUCCUCAGCACCUCACACGCUGCCGUCUUGAGUGUCACUGCGGUGCCGAGAAUGCUCCGCCACCCUAAUGGACCCUAAUGGUCUAAUCAGUUUUCCUUUCCAUUAGUGGAUGGUGUAGAGAACGGCUAACGAAUUGUGCCUAGCGUCAGACGAGUUACAGUCACCAGUGUACUUCAGUAACGUAGACUUACACUCUGACUCGCCUUAUGGGACCAAACAAAAUACAUUCCUGGAACUUUGACAUGUGUGUCCCUAAAUCUGAUGGGAAGUGGAGAGUCACACUACUGUAGGACCAACUCUUAACGCUCAAAUCCAGAGCAGAAUGUGAGGUUCUGACAUCUGAGGCUGCUCAUCUGAGGAUCUACCUCUGAAAGCUCUGCAUCUGUGACUCUAUGUCCGAGUGUCUGCAUCUGAGGCUGAAUAUCCGAAGCUGUACACCUGCGGAUCUCCCUCUGAGGCGGUUUGUCUAGGACUGUACAUCUGUGGCUCUGCUUCUGAGGAUCUACGUUUGCGGCUGUCUACGUCUGCGGUGUGGGGGCGGUCCGUCUGAGGCUCUGCGUUCAAGGCUUUACAUUUGAGGCCCUUCCUUUGAGUCUGCUUUCUGUUACUGUCUUAUUUGUUUCAUGUGAGGUCAUUCUAACACAAAUGAGACCUCAUUUUAACCAUUUUCUGUUCGGUCAUUUUAUGUUUGUACAUUAAUGGGAUUGGUUAGAACUGCACGGUGGGCGUGUGCCAAUAUUCACUUUUCAUAUCGCUAAUGUAUAUGGUACAUUAUAUCGAACGGCGCGAAACUUAAAAAAAAAAUCCCUCUUUAGUAGGAUUGACGUUUAUGACAUUGUGGAUUUUUUCCUUAACUUUCCAAACGUGACGAUUAAACGGAAGCUCAGCUUUAAAAACAAAUUAAAAAACGCUGCAUAGGUAGUAGGCGAUUAUAACAAUAUCUUCUCGUUAUUUGAAUGAAUUUAGCCAAUUUUGAGUCGGUAUGGUAUCGUUAGGGAGCAACUAAAGCUAGGCACAACUGUAUAUUUAAUAAUAAGUGACGCUGGUUUCAUAAUUUUGAGCCAGUCCGAUCGUUGUUUUGUUUUUUAAAUUAAUCGACUAUACACUAUGUUCUUAAUUCAUAUUUAAUCAUCAGAUAUUUAAACAUGGCACUAAUGCUAGACCCAGUACUGCUACAUUCAGUUCAUUCCAACUUAUUUUUAUUCCAAGUUAGGUAAUAAUUUUGUUACACACACACACAAACGUUUUACCAUGAUAAGAUAUCUUUUUGCUGUAUUGAUGAUUUUAAAUUUUUAUCAUUUUUUUUUAAAGUGUGAUGCGUCGAGGAAUCGAUUAUUGGCACACGUCUACUGAAUAGCAAGGAUCGUUAAGUCUUUAACGUGUUCUAGUUUACUCCGGUGUAACUGCAAACAAUCUGAGAAAGGGAGCAACCCGUGAGCUGCUAGAGGGCAGACUUGGUCCAAAGAUUUACACACUCUCCACAAACACUCAAGUGCCUGAGGGGUGUUUACUCGCUCCAGCCUUCAGAGGGGAAACUACCUACAGAUUCGCUUUUGAAAGACUUUCAUUCACGGGCAUCGCAAACAUCUGUUUAUAUUACACUCGUAUUCAUUUGGCAGAUUUAUAAUUUUUUUUUCCUCUUAAUCCAAGAGCAACCACCAAUUCUUUGUGUUUUGUAUUUCACAGAUUUCCUUACCACAUCUUACAAGAGCUGCACGAUAAUCACAACAAUCCUAUACAACAUCCUUUUCACUAACGUAAUCUCGACGAAAUAUCUACUCUGUCCGUAUACUUUACGCGCAAACGAAAAACGACUCAAGCUGAGAACUUUAUUGCUGAUCCACUUUAUACCACACCGCCGUCGGAUUCUCCGUAACGCGCUCGAAUACGCUAUCGUUUCCAUAGCAACAACGCACACCGGGAAUUGUAUGGCGGACGACCUACAGCACCGAAUACUAACGAUACGCGUCUUAUUUAACAAGGCAAAACGUAUGAUCGCCGACGUGGUAUUUCAAAUUCACGGAAGGAGUCUCCAGUGCCGGCAUGCGAAGUUUUCUGUCACUGGAACGUCUCCGGGGAAAGGACUUCACGCUGCGUUACGGUUUUGUUGUAACAUUGCAAGCUGCAUUUAAAACGCAAACGUCGCACAAUGUAAAUGGUUACAUCUGCUUUUCUUAAACGGUUUUCUAGAGGGCUUAGUUCAAAGCUGUAGCAUCCAGAUAAUCGGGAUCUAUUUUGGGAUAAGUCCUAAAUAAACCUCCAACUGCUGGGGGGGGGGUCCUCCAAAAAUAAAUGAAAUGUAUUUGUAGACUGUUUUGUUCACAUUCAGCUACAUCCAGUUACAUUCAUUCUUAAAUAAUAACAACGCGUAAACGGGAGCUGUUACUUUAUUUGUAUUUAUAUAUAUAUAUUUCUAAUAGCUGGAGCUUUGUGACACUAGUUUGUAUGUUUGGUUUUUUGUUUUUUCUCCAGAGAAUUUUAAUACACAAUUUUAUGAAAUAAUUAUAAGAAUUUAUGUCUAAAUUUACUACUCAAAAACUGAACAUUAUUUAGUAAAUAUUCCUAAAGCUUUGGGUCAGUUUUCUUACUUUUUUUUUUUUUUUGUCAAAACUGAGCAUAUGCUGUUAAUACUUUCAUUGCAAUAUUGCUAAGCCUUUAAUGAUUUGCAAUAUUAUUAUUAUUAUUAUUAUUAUUAUUAUUAUUAUUAUUAUUAUAUCGUCUUCUUCGAGAAGGCCUCCUGAGAUGCUGUGUGGGACGAACUAACUGAACUGACCUUGCUGAAAGUAUAAGGAGGUUGUGCCUUUAUCCUUUUAUAGUGCCUUCUGAAUACAACAGACUUCCUCUCAGGACUAGAAAUGCUGACUAACCAGGACAUGUCCUCCAUAAUCGUGGCAUUUGAAUCUUCGCAAUAACAUCUAAAAACAUCUAAUCGAAAAAAUGUGCUGUUCUGUAGAUGAUGUCCAAUCAGAUGGCUCUUAAUAAAAACAAUAACCAGA
Molecule: messenger RNA, 5589 nt
Organism: Ictalurus punctatus (channel catfish)
Lineage: Eukaryota; Metazoa; Chordata; Actinopteri; Siluriformes; Ictaluridae
Gene: tbc1d10aa
Product: TBC1 domain family, member 10Aa
Exons: 9
Coding region: 357-2165 (602 amino acids)
Source: RefSeq, a predicted model, not a curated record